Astyanax mexicanus (Mexican tetra) is the source of this 1252-nucleotide messenger RNA. RefSeq names its product zinc finger protein 239-like. Lineage: Eukaryota; Metazoa; Chordata; Actinopteri; Characiformes; Acestrorhamphidae. Gene Ontology annotation, cellular component: nucleus. The record is from RefSeq and is a predicted model, not a curated record. The coding region runs from base 196 to 1167 and encodes 323 amino acids. The transcript is spliced from 2 exons.
CGGGGUCUGUAGCUGGAGCGCCGGAGUAAGAGCAGGAUCAGCUGAACUACAGAAGAAAUGAAAAUAUUCCCCUGAAAUUCAUCACCAACAACCAGGAUAUUUAACUAAGAGCAGUGUUAAACUGCUGAAAGAGGUGAAGCAGAAGCAGUCCUGAAGAAUCUCCAGAACACAGAAAUUGUUGCAUUUAACAGACAAAUGAAGCCAAGUCCCGACAUGGAGAAACAUCAGCACUCUGUCAAGAGUUUUACUCAACAGAGUAAUCUCAAAAAAGACCAGCACAUUCACACAGGAGAGAAACCGUAUCACUGCUCAGACUGUGGGAAGAGUUUUACUAAACAGAGUCAUCUCAAACUACACCAGCGCAUUCACACAGGAGAGAAACCGCAUCACUGCUCAGACUGUGGGAAGAGUUUUACUAAACAGAGUGAUCUCAAAAAACACCAGCGCAUUCACACAGGAGAGAAACCGUAUCACUGCUCAGACUGUGGGAAGAGUUUUACUGAACAGAGUACUCUCAAAAAACACCAGCGCAUUCACACAGGAGAGAAACCGUAUCACUGCUCAGACUGUGGGAAGAGAUUUACUACAAAGAGUCAUCUCAAAAUACACCAGCGCAUUCACACAGGACAGAAACCGUAUCACUGCUCAGACUGUGGGAAGAGAUUUACUCAACAGCGUGAUCUCAAAAUACACCAGCGCAUUCACUCAGGAGAGAAACCGUAUCACUGCUCAGACUGUGGCACAAGUUUUAAUCAACUGGGGACUCUCAAACUGCAUCAGCGCAUUCACACAGGAGAGAAACCGUAUUACUGCUCAGACUGUGGGAAGUGUUUUACUCAACAGAGUACUCUCAAAAAACACCAGCGCAUUCACACAGGAGAGAAACCGUAUCACUGCUCAGACUGUGGGAAGAGUUUUAAUCAACAGAGUCAUUUCAAAAUACACCAGCGCAUUCACACAGGUGAGAAACCGUAUCACUGCUCAGACUGUGGGAAGAGUUUUACUAAAAAGGGUACUCUCGAAAAUCACCAGCGCAUUCACACAGGAGUGAGACCAUAUUACUGCUCAGAAUGUGGGAACAGUUUUACUCAGCAGAGUAAUCUCAAUAAACACCAGCGCAUUCACACAGGAGAGAAAACUAUCCCAAAUUUGUCUCACGGCAAUUAAAAUCUUUUGGACAGAACACCUUAAUCCUACAUGUUCCACCAGAAACAAACAUGAACUGAAUUUAAUAAUGGAUUUUACAGGUUCA